This is a messenger RNA of Prunus armeniaca (apricot), 780 nucleotides long. The record is from the annotation of a GenBank genome assembly. NCBI's taxonomy places the organism in Eukaryota, Viridiplantae, Streptophyta, Magnoliopsida, Rosales, Rosaceae.
AUGGCAAAGAAAAGGCAAAGACAGCUGGUGGUUGCCCUGCACAAGAAUAAUACUCCCAGUGGUCUAAUUGAGUCUUCAAACUCCGAUAAUGAUCUUGAUCUGCAAGAUAGUUGGGUGAUAGUUAAAAAGCAGAGAGUCAAAAUUCUGAUACCUCCGCUGCCUGUUGCUAAUAAAUCUCCACCACCAAACUCAGGACCAAUUCAGCUGCAACCUGUGGCCACAGAAGUGGCAGGCGAUGGAUCACAAUUACCUGUUGAGACGUGUCCCAAAACGGCUUCAAUUCAUGAGCGAAAGAAGAUUGAAUAUCUUGCUCCUAAAAGGGGUAUUCAACUUACUAGAAAACGUCCUCCUGCUAAACACAAUUUGACAUUUUCCAAGUCAUUUGGGCGAGAUUUAAGAAUGGAAUUACGAAAUCAAGAUCAAAUAGUUUCUUCUCAAUGUCAUAGAACUCUGGGAGUAUCCAAAACCUCAAAAGCUAUCUUGCAGCCAAGGCGAUCACAUGGACCGUGUAUUUUCCUUGAUCAGGGAAUGUUGCUGAACCAAAGGCUAAGAGCUCUGAAUCUUGAGAGGAAGCUUCAGAAAGCUGGCGGGUUAAGCCGGUGGCUAGCGUCACUAGGACUGGGGCAGUUUGUUAGGAUUUUCCAGAGGAAGGGUCUCACUAAAUUUCAGUUAGUUAAUCUGACCAUGAAGAAGCUCAAAGAUAUGGGUGCAAAUGCAGUAGGGCCUAGGAGGAAGCUCAUGCAUGCAAUCGACUGCUUCUGCCAGCCAUGCUUUUAUUAA